AUGGUUGCGUUUGCUCUCAUGUUCUAUUUUGUCAUAUCGGCUAUUUUGCAAUACUAUGCCUAUCCGACGCAGACAAAAGUUGAAGUUCGUCUUGAUCGAACAAUGAUAUUUCCUGCUGUAACUGUUUGUAGUGGAAAUUCGUAUCGAUAUGAUAAAAUAAAUGCCUCACUUGUCUCCUUCUUCAAUCGACUCAUGUCACCGAAUGCAACAUUCGAUCAGAAUCUUCUUAACUCACUCGUAAUUCCAUUGGUUGUUGAUCUAUUCAGUCGAAAUCAAACAGAAGAAUUGGUGUCAGUCGGAUUUCAGCUGAGCGAUAUGUUACUUUCAUGUACAUACAAUGGACUCAACUGUGCCGAUGUAUUCACACAAUCGAUAUCGGCAGCUUUGGGUAAUUGUUUUACAUUUAAUUGGAAGACAUCAACAAAACUCUUUACAAUUAGUGAUUUUGGCGAGGAUAUUGUGUUAAAAGAGGGCCUCUCAAUGACAUUCUACAUACCUCAAGAGCUCUUUUUCCCUAGUUCAUGGUUCGAUGCUGGUCUCAUUAUUUUGUUGCAUGAUAAUGAUGAACUUCCGAUGCCUAAUGAAAAUGGUCUAUAUUUGCAGCCAGCUCGAUCCCAUUUAAUUACCUAUCGAAAGAGUGAAACAACUUUCCUUCCAUCACCCUACACAAAUUGUACAUCGAAUGUUCGUGACGAUUUACAUGCUCUAUAUAAGACAACGUUUCUCGAUUCCACGAUGUCAACUAAAAUAGCCUAUUCAGAAACGUUGUGUUUGGAAUUGUGUGAACAAGCUUAUAUUUUUUCACAAUGUUCAUGCAUUCUACCCAUGCCGUUUUUCGCACGAAAUGUUUUCACACUUGAUGAUCAGCUCAUCUCGGCUAAUUUUUGCAACAUAUUUACCAGUCAACUAUCAUGUACAGUUAGUGCUAAACAACAAUUAUUGGCUAGCAGUGAUCUUCAAAGGUUAUGGUGUACACAUUGUGUUCCUCAAUGUCUACAUACGUAUUUCAAGAGUGAUCUCAGUGCACAAUCGGGUCCAUCUGUAGGAGAAAGUGAACAGUGGCAUGAACUAUUAGUUACACAAAAUUAUACUGGGAAAGUCUUGUUACCCAACGAUUUUGCACAACGUUUUGAUUACUAUUUCAAUCGGAACUAUUUGAAAAUUCUAGUUUCAUGUGGUAGCAAGUAUGUUACUGAAUAUAAACAAGAGCCGAAAUUGACAAUAAUUGAUACUUUUUCUGCGAUUGGUGGACAAACAGGCCUGUAA
Rotaria sp. Silwood2 is the source of this 1266-nucleotide messenger RNA. NCBI's taxonomy places the organism in Eukaryota, Metazoa, Rotifera, Eurotatoria, Philodinida, Philodinidae. The record is from the annotation of a GenBank genome assembly.